GCUGAAAAGCAAACAGAAUAAGAUGAUGUGACAUUCGUAUGCCACGUUGCUUAAACGGAUCCCGUGUUAUUUUCCCUCCGUUAAAACUUUCUUGCACCACCCACCAAGGCGCACAACAACGGCUUUCUAUACAUCGGACUGUAUCUGGGAAAUAGACAUAACGGUGUGGCCUGAGUACAACAAAAAAGGUUCCCUGGAAAACAUAUCCAUGAUCUGCAGAAAAUUAAAUCUAGGAUUUGCCCACUGAACAGUGCAAGUCAUGUACCAAGUGGUACCAGGAGGAGCGGGGGGCACAAUUACAGAUGUUAUCCCCAAGCAGAAACACAGCAAGGACACUCGACCCUUAGUCGGAGCUGGAGUAAUCGGCCUGGUGCUUGUGAUUGCUGCAGUGACUGCGUGGUGUUAUUACAUAGCCUCUCUACGCAAAGCUGAGCUGCUUAAGACUCAGCUUCUGGAUCUGAAUAAAGAUGGCUACAUUAUCCGCAACCAGGGAGGCUCCAUUGUUUUCAGAAUGGAUUUCAGGUCAGGGACCCUGGAUUUGGAUUCCUGCUCUAAAGAAGGAGAGAUUCUGAGCUGUGGACGCACCACUGAUAGAAAACUUAACUUCUUCAUUGAGACAGUGCGACCUAAGGACACGGUACAGUGCUACCGUGUGCGCUGGGAGGAACUGGUUCCUGACAUUCCUGUUGAGCAUGCCAUGACAUACAAGUUUGCACAUUGGUAUGGCGGUGCAGUGUCAGCAAUACAGCAUUGGCCUAUUUCUAUUUCUGGCCAACAAGCUCCCAAACCCUUUGUAACUAGUGACAUCUACUCAAACCGCAAUGAAUUUGGUGGAAUUUUGGAGAGUUAUUGGCUUUCAUCCAAUGCUACAGCCAUCAAGAUCAAUAAUUCUGUGCCCUUCCACCUGGGCUGGAAUGACACAGAGAAGACCAUGUACUUCCAGGCACGAUACAAUGACAGUCCCUUCAAGCCAAACCCAGGGGAGGCUCCAUGCGCUGAACUCAGCUACAGAGUCUGUGUGGGCUUAGAUGUGACAUCCAUACACAAGUACAUGGUCCGCAGAUACUUCAACAAACCAAACAAAGUACCAGCCAAAGUCAUGUUUCGCCACCCUAUUUGGUCGACCUGGGCAUUACAUAAGACUGAUAUUGACCAAGAGAAAGUCUUGGCGUAUGCUGCCAACAUCCGCAAGCAUCACUUCAACUGUAGCCACCUGGAAGUAGAUGACCGCUACACCAGUCGUUAUGGGGAAUUUGAGUUUGACCCAAUAAAGUUCCCCAAUGCCUCGGCCAUGUUCCAAAAGUUGAAAUCAGAUGGAUUUUUGGUGUCACUCUGGAUUCACCCUUUUGUCAACUAUGACUCAGAAAACUUCCAUACUUGUGUAGAGAGGGGCCUGUUUGUCAGGGAGCCUACAGGACGGCUUCCAGCAUUGGUGCGCUGGUGGAAUGGCAUUGGUGGCAUUUUGGAUUUCACAAAUGCAGAGGCGCGUGAUUGGUUUUCCUCCCAGCUACGCUCACUGCGCUCCAGGUAUGGGGUGACAUCUUUUAAAUUUGAUGCAGGGGAGACCAACUAUUUACCAUGGAAAUUUAGCACUAGAACUCCCAUUCGAGACCCAAGUUUUUUCACAAGACGUUACACGGAAAUGGCUAUUCCCUACAAUGAUAGGGCUGAGCUGCGUAGUGGCUACCAGUCCCAGAAUAUAUCCUGCUUCUUCAGACCAAUUGACAGAGACUCUGUGUGGGGCUAUGAGCUGGGUCUCAAAUCUCUUAUUCCCACAGUGCUUACCAUUAGUAUUCUUGGCUAUCAGUUCAUUCUACCAGACAUGAUCGGAGGGAAUGCCUAUCUAAACCGCACAGAUGGAAAUCGUGCAUUACCUGAUCGAGAACUUUAUAUCCGCUGGCUGGAGCUGUCAGCCUUCAUGCCCUCCAUGCAGUUUUCUAUUCCGCCAUGGGAAUACGACAAUGAGGUGGUUGAAAUUGCUCGAAAAUACACAGCUCUCCAUGAGAGUAUUGUCGCACCACGGGUCCUGGAGCUCGCUGGCGAGGUGCUAGACACCGGGGACCCAAUCAUACGGCCCCUGUGGUGGAUUGCCACAGGUGAUGAGACAGCCUAUAAAAUCGACUCCCAGUUCCUGAUUGGGGAUGACCUCAUGGUAGCCCCAGUUUUAGAGCCUGGAAAGCAAGAGCGUGACAUCUACCUCCCUGCUGGCCGCUGGAGAAGCUACAAGGGGGAGAGAUUUGAUAUCAAGGAGCCACUUCAUCUCACAGACUAUCCUGUAGACCUGGAUGAAAUUGCUUACUUUGUUUGGGUGUAGCAAAAAAGGGAUCGUAAACCUGAACAGACUUGCUCCAAUUUGCUUUUGAGAUGAGCUUAAUGAAUUUAGCUUUUAAGCUUGAGACAAUGAAUGAAAAAGUUGUUUUUUCCUGGAACAAAAUAGUCAAUUUAAAUUACAAAUGUGAACACUCAAAAAUUCUGUAAACCUCAUCUUAAUUUUUAAUUGUCAUUUAAUUAAAAUUAAUGAAUGUAACAUCUUGAGCAUUUCUUUGUGGUUUAAUAGAUUGGUUAGUGUCUUUUAGAGUGAGACUAUGUAACUUCUUUGACAUACAUAAGUGACAUGGUCAGUGGGUCAGUGACAAAUGGAAAUAAAUAUGGUAAUAAUCAACAAGCUGACUGGUCAGUUACACAGGAGUAUUUGUCUAAUAUUUGCUAACAUUAUCCAUAAUAAGCCACUGGUCCAAGUAAGACUGCAACAGCAAAACCCCAACAUUUGUUAAAGUGAGUAAGUGUUCGCUUUAAUGCUUACAAAUUCAGCUUUUCAUUUGUACAAGGAAGAAUACAUUAUUUAAUCUUUUAAAAGUUACAUAGUCUAGCUUUAAAGGCUGUAAAAGUCACAUAUAGGAAACAUUUGUCAAAAAGGGAAUAAGCAAACUGUGAAUUGAUUAAGGUAUAAUUGCACAGUAGGCCAUAAAGUUAUUUUCAAAUGUUAAAGGCAACAAAUUGUAUGAUAGAAGGUUAAUAGAAGGGCUGUCAUUGUCAAAAGGCAGAUAGUAGGCCACAAAAAACCUUUUCUGUAAAAAUUCUCAGUUUGACUGAGAUAUCCUUUUGACAUUAAUAACUCUUCCACUUCUCUGCUCUGAGAUAACUCUCAGGAAGUCAGGUUUAAUGCUUCACUUACUGGGAUGAAUGCUUGAAGUUUAAUCAUUACAAACUGCAUGUGCUCUUACUUGUGUAACACAGUGUCAUGUAACUUCUCCAAGCCCAGAAGAAGAUGCCUUAUAUUAGGCUCUAAAUAAUUAAUGCUCUUCCUCAGGUAACAGUUUUCUCAGGCUGUAGUGUGUUUGAAGUGUCUGCUAACUAGUAACACUAUUAGUGUUACUUGCUGCAUUCAGGGUAAACAAAUACUCUGAAUGCAGCUAGUGUUACAGUAAUGUCUAAUACAGUGACUGUCACAUCCAUGAUAAUAAGAAUUUAUUAUAUGAUGUUUUGAUUUUUGGAAUUCUUAAACACAGUAACCUAAAUGAUAGUGGUUUGCUUUCUUUACACCUACUUUGUAUGCAGUGUGCAGUGUGGAAGUCCAUAGACAUGAUGAAUUUAGCAAUAUUUAAUGGUAAAUGGUACAGUGUGUUUUGUCACCUUGUGUUCUGUUAAUGUGACUGUUUUGUAAUGUGUCUUUGGUGCCAUGUGCUAAUAAUUACUGCCAUAUAAUAUACGUGAUUUGUUGUUAUGCUAUACGUUUAUUGUUAUAUUGUGACAUAUUGUACAUUUAUUAUGGAAUAUUAUUUGUGAGUUAACCCUUUAUGGGCAAUAGCAUGGUCGACAUCCUCUACACCACAGAACUAUGUCUCCUAACAUUUUCUUAAAAUUAUUAAAUAACUAGAGGCAGGACCGAUGUUGAUCUUCUGAUUUAUUUUACAGGGAUUUUCUGAAUUUUACUGAAUGCCACACCUAACAUGAAAAUUAUUGUUUAGUUAUGUCCAUUUUUGACUUCCUAUAUCUCCAAUAGCUUUUUUAAUCUGUGGAGUUUUCAACCUUCAAUGAAAAAAUGGUUGUGAAGUAAGGAGAAGGAAAUGUCCACAUUGUUAUGGUGCAGUUCCUAUUUGGCAAUACUUGUUUGCUGCUUUUUGUGUUUUAAUGCUGUCCACCUUUAACCCAUUAUCUAGCCCCAUGUGGACUCUAUGUGCUUUGACUUGUGGCACACACAUGUUGACCUUGGUGGAUUUUGUUUGUGCCUUUUGAUGUAGUUUCAUCAUAACAACACAUCCUAUUUAUAGCAGUUCUCACUCAGCAUCUGGGCCAGGCCAAUCUCUAAGGCUAUUUCUGUCUCUGACUGCCUUGCUUUAUGACAAGACGAAGAGGCUAUAUUUUGGACUGAAUGUUUCUCUGCUUGUGGCUCUUGUGACCCAGUGUGUCCCGUUUUUUAAGGUUAUUGUAACUGAAGGUUGGCAACAUUUGCAUGUGACUAAGGGGCAGCAUUAAUUUCAGCAAGAGUGCAUAUUUGAUGUCUUUUCGUAUGAAUGUAUUAAAAGAACUUGGCUUUUCCCUUGAA
Messenger RNA from Lates calcarifer (barramundi perch), 4546 nucleotides. RefSeq names its product myogenesis regulating glycosidase (putative) (gene myorg). NCBI's taxonomy places the organism in Eukaryota, Metazoa, Chordata, Actinopteri, Centropomidae. Bases 260 to 2314 code for a protein of 684 amino acids. Gene Ontology annotation, molecular function: hydrolase activity, hydrolyzing O-glycosyl compounds. The record is from RefSeq and is a predicted model, not a curated record. The transcript is spliced from 3 exons. Gene Ontology annotation, biological process: skeletal muscle fiber development; carbohydrate metabolic process.